This is a messenger RNA of Ctenocephalides felis (cat flea), 5061 nucleotides long. RefSeq lists its product as uncharacterized. Gene Ontology annotation, molecular function: aspartic-type endopeptidase activity; nucleic acid binding. Bases 1 to 5061 code for a protein of 1686 amino acids. Lineage: Eukaryota; Metazoa; Arthropoda; Insecta; Siphonaptera; Pulicidae. Gene Ontology annotation, biological process: proteolysis; DNA integration. The record is from RefSeq and is a predicted model, not a curated record. The transcript has a single exon.
AUGGCAGACUUAGCUUCAUUAGAGAGUACGCAUAGGAUGAUUAAAGCAUCAUUUGACGCAAUUCAUAAAUAUAUCAGUAGCUUUAGUGAGGGCGGUAACAUUAAAACGUUAUCAGUACGUAAACAAAAAUUAGUCGAGAGAAGUCACGAUUGGGACGAAAAUUAUGUACAGUUGGAAGCAAUCAGUCCAGGUACGCAUACUGCUGAAUACCUUAAGUACUCAGAGCUUUAUUUUGAUAUGAUGUCGGAAAUAGAAACAAUAAUUGACCGACAUCAGAAACCUAUUGCGAAAGGUGCUCACGCUUCAAUAGAUGUGAAAUUGCCCGAUAUCAUAUUACCUAAAUUCAAUGGGGAAUAUAAUGAAUGGACAGCCUUUAUAGAUAUUUUCAAUAGUUUAAUUCAUAAUAAUUCUAAAUUAGCACCUGUACAAAAAUUGCACUAUUUAAGAGGUGCACUCACAAAUUCAGCUUCCAACUUAAUCUCCACAAUCAGUAUUUCUAAUGAGAACUAUGAUAUAGCUUAUGACCUCAUAGUUAAAACAUAUAACAAUAAAUUUUUGAUUAUUAAUUCGCACUUGCAGAGUAUAGAGAAUAUUCCAGCUAUUAAUAAAGGAAGUUUUGAAAAUCUGAGGGCCCUUUUAAAUAGUGCAAGACAACAGAUACAGUCAUUAAAGGUCCUAUAUGAACCUGCCGAGCAUUGGGAUGUAAUUUUGCUGUUCAUGCUGAGUAGGAAACUUGAUACUGGUACGAAGGUUGCCUGGAAUCUGUCUAGAACGUCAGGGCAGUUACCAUCCUUAGUGGAAUUUUUUACUUUUUUGGAACUUCGGGUAACUGCUUUGGAACAUUCGUGUAGUUCAGACAGCAAACCAGCGUCAACAAAGAGUGUUCAUACCAUUGUCAAGAGGCCUACACAGUCAUGUAUUCUUUGUAAAGGGGAGGAUCAUGCCUUAUAUAAGUGUUCCAAUUUUAAAUCAUUAGAUACAGAAGCUAGAAAGAGCUUCAUUAGUAAACAUGGGAUAUGUAUUCGUUGUUUGGCAUCUCGACAUAGUGUGGCUAAGUGCAGAUUCAAAUACACCUGUGGAAAAUGCAAAGCCUCUCACAAUACCUUGCUACAUGAGGAUCCUGAGCCUGUGCCCAGCACUUCUCAAAGUAGCACGGUUUGUAUGGCUAGCAACACAGGCGUACAAACCUUGUUAUCAACUGUUUCGCUUAUUGUCAUUGACGCGGAGGGAGCACAACAUACGGUGAGAGCACUUUUAGACAGUGGGUCUCAGAUAAAUCUAAUAACUAAUUCUCUUUUGGCGAAAUUGAAAUGUCCCAUUAACUCAGAGGUACAUAGACUGAGCGUUUUGCAAGGUCAAAGCUUUUUGUGCAAUAAGGCAGUAAAGUUGACUGUCAAAUCUAGGCUAGGUGCGUUCUCUAGAAACAUUAAUUGUGUAGUUGUGGAUAGAAUUACGCAUUCAUUGCCAUCUGUAUUUAUAGAUUAUGAAGGCUGGAAGAUUCCUGACAAUGUCUCGUUGGCAGAUCCGUCUUUUAAUGUGCCUGGCAGCGUGGAUAUGCUGAUAGGAGUAGAAUUAUAUUUUGAUGUUUUGCAGCAAGGAUGUAUUAGGCUAGGGAAUCAUCUUCCUAUUUUAAGGAAAAGCUCUUUCGGAUGGUUGAUUUCUGGUGUCUUUAAGGCAGAACUUCAAGGUAAUGUACACGUUGGUCUUAUUUCUAAUGAGGAUCUUCACAAUAGUUUGACGAAGUUUUGGCAGUUGGAAGAAAUUUCUUCAGACAAUGCCAUGACGGGUUCAGAUAAGCUAUGUGAAGAUCAUUUUAUGGCCAAUGUUGCACGCCUUGAAAAUGGCCAAUUUGAGGUAGCCUUGCCAUUUGUGGAAGACCAGGUCGAAAGGCUUGGAUCAUCAUUUGUUACUGCAAAACAUAGAUUCUUGAAUUUAGAGAGGCGGUUUGCUAGGGAUGUCAGCUUGUUUGAAGCAUACUCCAAAUUUGUAAGAGAGUAUAUUGAUUUAGGUCAUGCUGAACAAAUUGUGUUAACUCCGGAGGAAGCUGUCAGGAAUGAUUAUUAUUUUUUGCCUCACCAUCCAGUGGUAAAAGAUGGAAAUUUCAGUAAGAUACGAGUUGUGUUUGAUGCUUCAGCAAAGUCAUCUUCAGGUAUCUCGCUGAAUAAUAUCUUACACACUGGACCAAAAUUACAACAAGACCUUUUUUCCAUUUUAGUUAGGUUUCGGUGCCAGCAGUUUGUUUUUGUGGCGGACAUUGUCAAAAUGUACCGUCAGAUUAAGGUUCGAAACGAGGAUCAAAGGUAUCAGUUAAUAAUAUGGAGAGAUAAUCCCCAAGAGAUUUUGAAAUUUUUUAGGCUCACAACUGUGACAUAUGGCACGGCAUGCGCUCCUUACUUGGCUAUGCGGUGUUUGAAGAUGCUUGCUCAAAGCAAUUUGACAACAUAUUCAAGGGCUGCACAAGUUUUAGAUAGGGAUUGUUAUGUCGAUGACAUUAUCACAGGAGCGAACACUUCGGACGAUCUUGUUAGGAUACAAGGGGAGAUUGUCAGGUUAUUAGGUGAAGGUGGUUUCUCGUUGCACAAGUGGUCGAGCAAUUGCAGAGAGGUGCUGCAAGCAAUUCCUGAAAAGAAUAGAAGCUCAGCUGUAGCCUUGUUUUCAGAAGGAGAUACAGUCAAAACCCUUGGCCUCGCAUGGAAUCCUUCACAGGAUUGUUUUAAGAUCUCACAAAUUAAGGUUUCGGUUGCGGAGGCCCAGCAGGUUGUUGAUACCAAGCGGUCUGUGCUAUCAACUAUAGCACAGAUCUAUGAUCCAAUUGGGCUCGUAUCUCCUGUUACUGUUACAGCUAAGUUAGUUAUGCAGGAGUUGUGGAGGCAUAAUCUGGAUUGGGAUGAAGCAUUGUCGCGAGAACUGCAAGUUAGGUGGGAUUUAUUUAAAAAUCAUUUGUCGGAUCUUGAUAACCUGACUAUUCCGCGUUGUGUGUUCCAUUCGGUUCCUGUGGAUAUACAAUGCCAUGGGUUUUCAGAUGCAUCGUUGCUUGCAUAUGGGGCGUGUAUAUAUCUUCGAGCAACAUAUGCAGAUGGAACGGUGUCAUCUCAUUUACUGUGCUCUAAAUCAAAAGUAGCACCAUUGAAAAAUGUCACACUGCCAAGGUUGGAGUUAUCUGCGGCUUUGUUAUUAGCAAAGCUUUAUAAGCAGAUAACAACAAUAUCGGACAUUAAAAUCUCUGAGACCUUCUUGUGGUGUGACUCAACUAUUGUUCUUGCCUGGUUGAAGACGGAUCCUUCCCUAUUGAAAAUGUUCGUGAGCAAUAGGGUUGCGGAAAUUUUAGAUCACACGCCAGGCACAGUGUGGAGACAUGUCUGCAGCAAAGAUAAUGCGGCCGAUAUAGUAUCCAGAGGUGUGAAAACACCGUCAGAAUUAAUUGGGUAUAAUCUCUGGUGGCAUGGGCCAGCUUGGUUGUUGCAGGAUCCCACUAAUUGGCCUCAGAGGUUUGUUGAGACUGGCACAGAAGCAAUUCCAGAGCGACGAGUAUUAACAGCAACGACUGUUACUGCUUAUAAUGAGCAUUUGAAGUUAGUGUUAGAAAAAUGUUCUACCUUCAAUAAAGCAGUAAGAGUGGUUGCUUAUUGGAUUCGGUGGCCAGAAAUGUGUCGUCCAGAUAGGGGCUCCAGGCGUUUAGGGUCAUUGUUAGUUGACGAGAUAGAGAGGGCCUCUAGGCGCAUUGUUUAUUUAGCACAAAGAGAGGUUUUUGGCAAUUUGGCUGAUCAGUUAAGUUCUGGUAACCAACUUGACACCAACUUCAGCAAGCUGAAGUCAUUAAAUCCUUUUGUGGAUGCCGAAGGCUUGCUUAGAGUAGGUGGAAGGUUGGAAAACGCAGACGUAAGUUACGACCAGAAACAUCCCAUUAUAUUGCCGAAAAACCAUUUAGUGACUGACCUUCUAACUCGCUCGGAACAUGAGAGGUUAUUGCAUGCUGGCACACAAACAACAUUGGCAAACAUAAGACUUAGGUAUUGGCCUAUUGACGGACGAAACACAGUAAAACGAAUUAUUCAUAAGUGUGUGAAAUGCGCUAGAUUCAGAGCAGCCAGUACUGAACAAUUAAUGGGAAGCUUGCCUAAGGAUAGGGUCACUGCCUAUCGACCUUUUCAGGUGGUAGGGGUUGAUUUUGCAGGUCCAAUUGAAUUAAGAUCCAGUAGAUUAAGAAAGGCUCCGCGCAUUAAGGCAUAUAUUUGUUUGUUCGUCUGUAUGGCCACUAAGGCAAUUCAUAUUGAAUUAGUGACAAGUCUUUCUACAGAAGCCUUCAUGUCAGCUUUGCGACGCUUUAUUGCACGGCGCGGUUGUUGCUCCGUGAUCCAUAGUGACAAUGGGAGAAACUUUGUUGGUGCCAAAAAUGAGUUACGGCAAUUAGCCACAUUAUUUCAAUCUGAGAUGUCCAAACAAGAAAUCAUUUCGUCGUCUGCUCGGUUGGGGAUAACGUGGCAAUUCAUACCCUCUCAUGCACCCCACUUUGGAGGUUUAUGGGAGGGAUCUAUAAAAGUGAUGAAGCAUCACAUUCGUAGGGUUAUCGGGUCGCACUGUCUCACGUUCGAAGAGUACAUGACAGUAUUGUUACAGAUCGAAGCUGUACUUAAUUCGAGACCACUUCUUACCCUCACAGAUGAUAGCUCUGAUAUAUCUUAUAUUAGCCCCGGUCACUUUUUAAUUGGUAACGCCCUAACAUCUUUUCCAGAACCAUAUAACGAUAUUGCAAAUGUCAAGGCAACUAAAUUAUUCAAACAAAUAGCAGAGAUGAAAGAUAAGUUCUGGUCUUUAUGGUCGAAACAGUAUUUGUCAGACCUUCAAAAAAGACAAAAGUGGUCAAAAGAACGGCCAAAUAUUGAAUUAGAUACAAUAGUUCUAUUGAAAGAGGACAAUGCGCCUCCAUUACAUUGGCCUAUUGGCCGUAUAAUAGGUACAAGUCCUGGACUUGAUGGCAAGGUUAGAGUAGUUCAAGUUAAGACUAGUAGUGGUGUUUAUACCCGCUCAAUUACUAAAAUCGUCCCUCUACCUUGUCAUUAG